UCAACUUUUCGGUGACCGGAUGUUGAAAUUCCAGUAGAGAAAUUCUAGUUACAAAAACAGAGAAACCCUUUUUGGAAUGGCUAGUCUGCAAAAAUCCGCUAGCAGUCAGCGGGGGCAAAUGCUCCACAAUGGCAUGGUGAACUAUGGCAGCGGUCUCGUUUUCGGCGGGAAUGUGUAUCCGGUGUUGGUGGACGGAGUGCCCAUGCAGCCGCCGGUGGCCGCUCAUCAUGCGGCGGUGCAUCAGCGCAUGCAGAUGCAGCAGAUUCGGCCGCAGGCGCCACAACCGACCCAGUGCCACAAACUCAUUGCUCCACAGCCGCCAUAUCAGCGGAGUGGCGUCCGAACAGGGACCCCUAGUCCCGCUCCUUCUUUCAUCUGCAAGCCGAACCAGCAGAACUUAGGGAGUUGUCCUGGUUCCCAAAACACCAAUCUCGCGACGAUGCAACAGCUGCAGGCUCAGAUUCUGCAGCAGCAAGAAAUGCAGGCUUUCGGCCAUUACGGCAACUACAAUUUGCAAGCGAAUGCGGGUGGCGACUCCGGAAGCUGGAACGGAUAUGCCAUGAUGCAGCCAGCGGAUGCCAAUAGACCGUAUUCCUUUGGCUGGAGCCUCACGGAUUAAGAGAUCUGUAGAUGUGUUGGGAAAAACUAUUAAAUUAAAUGUGAACUUGUAGAUAAUAAUUAAUGAAUAGUUGGUAUUGUAA
This is a messenger RNA of Drosophila takahashii, 701 nucleotides long. RefSeq lists its product as uncharacterized. Lineage: Eukaryota; Metazoa; Arthropoda; Insecta; Diptera; Drosophilidae. The record is from RefSeq and is a predicted model, not a curated record.